This is a messenger RNA of Trichomonas vaginalis G3, 561 nucleotides long. RefSeq names its product protein of unknown function, DUF4106 family. The transcript has a single exon. Lineage: Eukaryota; Parabasalia; Trichomonadida; Trichomonadidae. The coding region runs from base 1 to 561 and encodes 186 amino acids. The record is from RefSeq and is a predicted model, not a curated record.
AUGUUAGUAUUGAAAAACAUGUUCCUUGACAAAAUAAAACCAACUACAGAAAUAAACGACGCAAGACUGAAAGAUUGGGUAAAAGCUUUCCCAUUCACAAAAGAUAUAGUUGGUAACAUGGAAAGAAAACCAGAAUGGCUACAAAAACAUAUAUUUGGAAACGAGCUUAUUCCAUAUGGACAGGCUCUGUUUGAAGAGCUUGAACCGGAAACUCAGGAAAGAGUCAUGCAAACAAUACGCAAAGACUCAAAUACAAACUAUGACAAACUCUUUCUAGGAUAUAGGUUACCUGAGAUGGGCGACCAGAGCCCAAAGGCAAAAAGGACAUGGGAAAUUUACAACAUACUAGGUGAACAUGAGGCAAAGAUGCAACAACUUGAAGCAGAGGGCAAGUUACCAAAAGCGACACCAAAGAAGAAGAGAAGAGUAGAACAAAGUGAAAGUAGUGAAGAACUAACUUCAUCUAGUGAAAGUAGUGGCAAUGAAGGAAAAAGAAGAGUUAAAAACUCAGUCAGGAAGAAAGUAAAGCUUGGUCCACGUGGGUUCUAUUAUGACACAUAA